UCCGCCGUCCCGGCCCCGCCCCGCCCCUCUGCGUGCCGCCGACUGCAGGUCUGGGCGAGCGGGAGAGCGGGUUCUCAUUUAACAUGGAAGAUGAGUUCUUUGGAGAAAAAAGCUUCCAACACUAUUGUGCAGAAUUCAUCAGACACUCACAACAGAUAGGCGAUGGUUGGGAAUGGAGAACAGCCAAGGAAUGUUCUGAUGGCUACAUGUGCAAAACACAGUUUCAAAUAAAAAAUGGGACUACAACAUCACAUCUGGGAACACCUGCCAAUGUACAAACGUGUCUUCCAACAGAGGAGAAUUUAGAGCUCCCGGUGGAUGAUUCUGAAGUGACGGAGUCCACAGCAGCAUCCGAAGCGAUUAAAUACGAGUAUCAUGUCUUAUAUUCCUGCAGCUACCAAGUGCCCGUUCUUUACUUUAGGGCAAGCUUUUUAGAUGGGAGACCUUUAGCCCUGAAGGAUAUAUGGGAAGGAGUCCACGAAUGCUAUAAGACGCGACUGCUGCAGGGACCGUGGGACACCAUCACCCAGCAGGAGCAUCCAGUACUUGGGCAACCAUUCUUUGUUCUACAUCCCUGCAAGACAAAUGAAUUCAUGACUGCAGUGCUGAGAAGUUCACAGAAAAUCAAUAGAAACUGCAGCAUGGAGAACACCAAGAAUAUACCUGGGAAGCCUCGGUGUUUAUGGAAAUGGGACUGCGGUACCUCAUGUCACCAAGAUUUGAUGCAAAUUUCUUUCCUUGAGAAGAAAAUGUCUGCAGACCUGUUUGGAACAGUCGUUAUGUGGAAGGAACACAUCACAGAUUCAGAUCACUGUAAAGAGCAAAAAUGAAUCUAAUUCAGUGACAUUGUAGUUCUGACAUCAUCAGGGCUCACACAGGUUGUUUUCCUCUAGACACGGUUCUUCUUCUGUUGUGGAGAUUGAUGGAGAAAUAUGUUUGUGUGUUAAGUUUCAUAUAAGAUGUAUGAAAAUUAAAAUGUAGAACUUACUUGUUUCAGAAAAUUAAUGUCAUAAAAAUAAGCCGGGCGGUGGUGGCGCACGCCUUUAAUCCCAGCACUCGGGAGGCAGAGCCAGGCGGAUCUCUGUGAGUUCGAGGCCAGCCUGGUCUCCAAAGCGAGUUCCAGGAAAGGCGGAAAGCUACACAGAGAAACCCUGUCUCGAAAAACCAAAAAAAAAAAAAAAAAAAAAAAAGACUUAUCUUUGGAACUAGAAAAUAUCAUCCUGAGUGAGGUAACCCAAACCCAGAAGGACAAACAUGGUAUGUACUCACUCAUAAGUGGAUACUAGAUAUAAAGCAAAGAACAAUCAGACUGCAACCUACAGAACCAGGGAGGCUACCUAGAAGGGGGGACCCUAGGAUGACUGUGGCUUAUAAUAAGUUUUGUUUUUACUCAAUUAUUGGGCAAGCCUCAAUGAAAUAUUUCACUAUUAGGAUAAGAAUUUAUACUGUAUCAAGCUGAUAAUAGAAAAAUAAAUAAAUAAAAAUGGGGAAAAAAUAAAUUAAAAAAAUGACUCAUCUUAAAUUAUUCUCCCACAGUCAAAUUCAGGAGCAAUGGAUUAUUUCUCUGUCACUCCCUCAAACUGUGUCUGUGUGUGUACAUUAAAAAAAAGAUACAAAAUAAAGAAUGUUCAAGCCAG
This is a messenger RNA of Peromyscus californicus insignis, 1637 nucleotides long. It is a transcript of the gene Atg10, whose product is annotated as autophagy related 10. The coding region runs from base 84 to 830 and encodes 248 amino acids. The transcript is spliced from 7 exons. The record is from RefSeq and is a predicted model, not a curated record. Lineage: Eukaryota; Metazoa; Chordata; Mammalia; Rodentia; Cricetidae. Gene Ontology annotation, biological process: protein lipidation; protein modification by small protein conjugation; macroautophagy. Gene Ontology annotation, cellular component: intracellular anatomical structure. Gene Ontology annotation, molecular function: Atg12 transferase activity.